AUGAUUGAAUCAUCUUCGUCGUUUAUUGAAUCAUCGAUACCUUUGUAUCACAAUGCGGUCAAAUCCGUCAUCUUCAAAUGCGCGGAAUUACUUAUGGGUAUCUUUGUCUUCAAGCUUUUCUCGCUCGUUGCGGCCCGAUCAGGACAGUUCACAUCAUACCUUAUGUUCACGGAGGAUUAUAUCCAGCGAACACUCUACAUCUCAUCUCGUUGCUUAUCGCGAGCGGGACUAGUUGUUAUUGCUUUUAGCCUACUCAACAUUGUCUUUUCACUUUAUGGCACUCUUCUCUGGGCACUAGACUCGCCAGGCUACAUAUUCAAAGCGACAAAUGCGACAGUUGCUGAUUACGACUUCCAGAGAAAUAGCAAUCCUCCCUAUAUCAUUCAACUCGCUGUCAACAGGAGUCAACUUGGGAGUAUCACACAGAAACUCCCUCAAGUCGUUGGCUCCGAGCUUUUUAAUCCUGGUCUGAACUACACUUUGACCGGAAAAGUCACUAAUGGCCACGAGACUCCCGAGGUUAUCCCACCAACACGACAAGAUGGUGUCGGUGCCCGUAUCUGGUUAGACAGUGAUGGAUUUUCAGUUUCCCCAGACACUCUUUCAAUGUACCCUUCAGUAGGGAAGAUUGGUAACGCCACCUUUGACACGAAAUGUGUGAGAUUUGAUGGAGGCUCUGCUGUCUGGAAUUGCACUUUCGACAACGGUUUCGCAAUCGAGUAUGUAGAGACCGUAACAGGCAUGCCUGAGGUGCAUUGGAGUGAUGCUACUGAUCUCGAUACAAGAUAUAUUCUCCCUGAGAGAUUGGACAAUAUCUGGGUCUCGGUUGGAAAAGGUGGUGGUUCAGCCUUGAUGACACAAGUCUUUACUGUCACUAAGGGAAAGAGGCGGCAUACUUUCUCUCAGGCCACUUUGAAGGUUACCAUGAUAACAAGCCCUGGUGACCCAUUUGCCAGAGGGGAAGUCACUGACCUAGUCCGACGCACCUGGAGCUCCAAUGAGACAGAACAAAAAAAUCCCCUUAUUGGCAACAUCGUCGAUGGCAUGAUAAAUGCACAAAACAAUGACCUCAGUUAUCUUUUCGGCGCAAACGCAGUCGGUAAUGACAACAGGUCGGCUCUUCAAAGCGAGUGGGGCUUUUACACACCACAGAAUAACAACAAUAGCCAGUACUCCAUUGUCAGCAUCACCACCACAAACAUGACUCUCAUUCGAUCUGAAGAACUUGACAAGGCACCUGAACCUUUUGAGACAUGCGAACGAUCGAACUUUCAGAAUGAGGCGUUUGGUGGGAAGGUGACCAAGACUGAUUGCGCGGCGUCAAAGCCUGCAGUUGGAGAACAAGUCUUUUAUGGCCAGGUUGACACUGCUGCUAUGAUGAUCAUACGAGGGUUGGGUGCCCCUCGGUCUAAUCUCAGCGCCGAGUCCCUCGACAACCAUGUCUUGAACUGGAUAUGGGACAACUCUGAAACAAUCGAGUCGUUGAUGAUUGCUAGAGGGUACAGUGUCAGCGUCGACCCAUCACUUGUACAGAUAAGCGUUGACAAAUUGAUGGUGGCCAUGUCUCGCUUGCAGCUGGCGCUUAGCUGUCUAGCUCUGUUCCUGGCCAUUGUAAUGUGGCUGGGUCUCAUGGUCGCAACUGAUGCACACUGGACCGGAACCCUCUUAGCAAACUUGAUACACACAAUAUCGGAGCCAAACAAGGUGAAACCAGGCUACAUCACACGGGUACCAAAUCUGAGCCUGGUACCUAUUGGCCAGAAACGUGUUUUAGCUGUGGAUGGCAGGGUUGUAACAGUCGCUGACCCAGCCCCUAUCGCCAUGCAGCCUGUAAGAAGCCCAGGACAUUACACAAUUGAAACAAAAGGAGACGCAAAUACCGGAACUUAUUCAGUGGCUUACCAAGACCCCAGAGCUGGAAGGCAGGCACUCUUAUCUGAGUAUCAACAAGGAUAUGUCAAUGAGCGGUGA
Fusarium tjaetaba is the source of this 1971-nucleotide messenger RNA. RefSeq lists its product as uncharacterized. The coding region runs from base 1 to 1971 and encodes 656 amino acids. Lineage: Eukaryota; Fungi; Ascomycota; Sordariomycetes; Hypocreales; Nectriaceae. The record is from RefSeq and is a predicted model, not a curated record. The transcript has a single exon.